GCAUCAUCAAGGUGGGUCAUUGGAACCCUCUGCCCAUCCACUUCCUAACAGACGCUCCUGAAGCCACGGUGUCUGACAUGCUGUUGGACGUCUACCACAUGGUCACUCUCCACAUACAGUUACAGAGCUUUGCCAAGCUGGAGGAUCUUCCGUCAGAGCAGUGGAACCACGCCACGGUGAGGAAUGCCCUUAAGGAGCUUCUCAAGGAGAUGAACCAGAGCACACUGGCCAAGGAGUGCCCUCUGUCACAGAGUAUGAUUUCCUCGAUAGUAAACAGCUCCUACUAUGCCAAUGUCUCCACUGCCAAAUGCCAGGAGUUUGGACGCUGGUACAAGAAGUAUAAGAAAAUCAAAG
Coregonus clupeaformis (lake whitefish) is the source of this 354-nucleotide messenger RNA. Its product is annotated as DNA-binding protein SATB2-like. The annotation marks the transcript as partial. Gene Ontology annotation, molecular function: DNA-binding transcription factor activity, RNA polymerase II-specific; RNA polymerase II cis-regulatory region sequence-specific DNA binding. The record is from RefSeq and is a predicted model, not a curated record. Gene Ontology annotation, biological process: chromatin remodeling; regulation of transcription by RNA polymerase II. NCBI's taxonomy places the organism in Eukaryota, Metazoa, Chordata, Actinopteri, Salmoniformes, Salmonidae. The transcript has 3 exons.